This is a messenger RNA of Suncus etruscus (white-toothed pygmy shrew), 2631 nucleotides long. RefSeq names its product WW domain binding protein 11 (gene WBP11). Gene Ontology annotation, biological process: mRNA cis splicing, via spliceosome. The record is from RefSeq and is a predicted model, not a curated record. Gene Ontology annotation, cellular component: spliceosomal complex. The coding region runs from base 188 to 2101 and encodes 637 amino acids. The transcript is spliced from 12 exons. NCBI's taxonomy places the organism in Eukaryota, Metazoa, Chordata, Mammalia, Eulipotyphla, Soricidae.
GGAGGGGCGCGAGCUUUCAAGAUGGCGGUGGCUGGUAGGCUGACCCAGCGGCCGAGGUGAAGGCCCCGACGUCCAGAAAACCCCGAAAAUCGCCUUCUUCGCCGCGCCCGCCAGCCCCAGACGCCUGCCCGACUAAGAUUUUAUUGUUUUCUUUUUAAUGAGCAAGUAAACUACACUACUCAUCAACAUGGGACGAAGAUCAACAUCAUCCACCAAGAGUGGAAAGUUUAUGAACCCCACAGACCAAGCCCGGAAAGAAGCCCGGAAGAGAGAAUUAAAGAAGAACAAAAAACAACGCAUGAUGGUACGAGCUGCAGUUUUGAAGAUGAAAGAUCCCAAACAGAUUAUCAGGGACAUGGAGAAAUUGGAUGAAAUGGAAUUUAACCCAGUACAACAGCCGCAGUUAAAUGAGAAGGUGCUGAAAGAUAAGCGUAAAAAACUGCGUGAAACCUUUGAACGUAUUCUGCGACUCUAUGAAAAAGAAAAUCCAGAUAUAUACAAAGAAUUAAGAAAGCUGGAAGUAGAAUAUGAACAGAAAAGGGCUCAACUUAGCCAGUACUUUGAUGCUGUCAAGAAUGCUCAGCAUGUGGAAGUUGAGAGUAUUCCUUUGCCAGAUAUGCCGCAUGCUCCUUCCAACAUCCUGAUCCAGGACAUUCCCCUUCCUGGUGCCCAGCCACCCUCUAUCCUUAAGAAGACUUCAGCCUAUGGACCUCCAUCUCGGGCAGUUUCUAUACUUCCUCUUCUUGGACAUGGUGUUCCACGGUUGCCUCCUGGCAGAAAACCUCCUGGUCCUCCUCCUGGACCACCACCUCCUCAAGUCUUACAGAUGUAUGGCCGUAAAGUUGGCUUUGCCCUAGAUCUUCCUCCUCGGAGACGAGAUGAGGACAUGCUAUAUAGUCCUGAGCUUGUUCAGCGGGGCCAUGAUGAUGAUGUGUCCAGUACCAGUGAGGAUGACGGCUAUCCUGAGGACAUGGAUCAAGACAAGCAUGAUGAUAGCACUGAUGAUAGUGACACUGACCGAUCAGAUGGAGAAAGUGAAGGGGAUGACUUUGGGCACCGGGAUGAUGAGAGAGACAAUGAAGAAAAAAAGUCAGGUUUGAGUGUACGGUUUGCAGAUAUGCCUGGAAAAUCAAGGAAGAAAAAGAAAAACAUGAAGGAGCUGACUCCUCUUCAAGCCAUGAUGCUUCGAAUGGCAGGUCAGGAAAUCCCUGAGGAGGGACGAGAAGUAGAGGAAUUUUCAGAGGAUGAUGAUGAUGAUGAUUCUGACGAUUCUGAAGCAGAAAAGCCAUCACAGAAACAGCAUAAGGAAGAGUCUCUUUCUGAUGGCUCAUCUGGUGCUGCACAGCAGCAAGCUCCCCCACAAUCAGUUCCUUCUCAGAUACAAGCACCUCCCAUGCCUGGACCACCUCCUCUGGGACCACCUCCUGCCCCACCCUUAAGACCACCUGGGCCACCUACAGGCCUUCCUCCUGGGCCACCUCCAGGAGCUCCUCCAUUUUUGAGACCACCCGGGAUGCCAGGACUCCGAGGGCCUUUACCGCGACUUUUACCUCCAGGACCACCUCCAGGCCGACCCCCUGGCCCUCCCCCAGGUCCACCUCCAGGUCUGCCUCCUGGUCCUCCUCCAAGGGGACCUCCACCAAGGCUACCUCCCCCUGCACCUCCAGGUAUCCCUCCCCCUCGUCCUGGCAUGAUGCGCCCACCUCUGGUGCCUCCACUUGGACCUGCCCCGCCUGGGCUUUUCCCACCAGCUCCCUUGCCGAACCCGGGGGUUUUAAGCGCUCCUCCCAACUUGAUUCAGCGGCCCAAGGCGGAUGACACGAGCGCAGCCACCAUUGAGAAGAAAGCUACAGCAACCAUCAGUGCCAAGCCACAGAUCACUAAUCCCAAGGCAGAGAUCACUCGUUUUGUGCCCACAGCACUGAGGGUACGUCGGGAGAAUAAAGGGGCUACUGCUGCUCCCCAAAGAAAGUCAGAGGAUGAUUCUACUGUGCCUCUUGCCAAAGCAGCCCCUAAAUCUGGUCCAUCUGUUCCCGUUUCAGUACAAACUAAGGAUGAUGUUUAUGAAGCUUUCAUGAAAGAGAUGGAAGGGCUACUGUGACAACUGCUGAUGCCAGAGUAGGCAUAGUUCACAUCAGUGGUUCAUGAAGAAAGGCUCUUAGUAAACAUAGGCAAAGAGCUGCUUUCACUGUCAGGGUAUUUUCUCAUCUCAGUUCAAAGAAUAUCCUAAGGUUUAGCAUUGUUCACAGUUUACUCCAGAGUGUGUGGAGUACUUCAUUCAGAUUAGAUGGGUUGUUGAAGUGCUGCUAACAUCCAUGCCAGUUCAUACCAUCAUUUUUCUCCCUUUACAAAUCUUUGGGAACUUGUGAUUGGGGAUCUUUGUUAUUUGUUUUGGUUCUCCCGGUAUGCAAAGGGCACUGGCAUACAGAUUUCUGAAAAGAAAAGCUUAAUUCACCCCAUCUAGCCUUUCAUGUUUGAGUUAUUAAUAUUUUCUUGUAAAUAUUUUGUAAUAUUGUAGUGAAAUGGGUUGCAAUGUCAUUUCCUAAUACAGAACAAGAUACGUGGGAAGAAAUGUACAAUUCUUUGAUUAAAAUUAUUUCCCGCUGAUCUAUGAGUGUUUCAUGAAUAAAU